Molecule: messenger RNA, 1858 nt
Organism: Caenorhabditis elegans
Lineage: Eukaryota; Metazoa; Nematoda; Chromadorea; Rhabditida; Rhabditidae
Gene: Y24D9B.1
Product: RNase NYN domain-containing protein
Exons: 6
Coding region: 96-1748 (550 amino acids)
Source: RefSeq, marked reviewed
GAUUUUACGAGAAAUUGCGAAAAAUUGAAUUAUUUCUGACUUUUCUCAAUUGCCUACUGCACACACACACGCAGUCAUACACACAGUAUUGAACAAUGAAUGUCGAUAAUUUCGGAUGGGAAAGCAGCCUUUCAGUCGUUGCAAAUGAACAGACACGCACCGCCCGUCCACGUCAUCAUCACGGAAAUUCGGUGCCGACACUGCUUCGACCGGUUUUUAUGAAUGCCGUCGAAGUUGGAUACUCUUACGCACAUUGCGACCGUGACAAGAAGCUAAACGUCCGCGGUGUCACCAUUGCCCUAUGGCAUUUCAUCUGUCGUGGACAUCAAGCGAUCGCUCUUCUUCCGUAUUGCUUUAAGAAUUAUGCGGAAAAAUCGUCGAGAUACUCGGAGCUCAUGAUGCUUUAUCGUCUCAAUUUGAUCGAGUUUACACCGGGUUACGGUAGCGAGAAGUACACCGAAGUCAAUCGUAUUAUGGUUAAUCGGGCCUAUGAGACUGGUGGAUGCCUUGUCGCAAGAUCACAGAUGCAGGGAAUCACUGAUAACAAAUCGCAUUUGAUCGAUGUCGUUGAGCAAAGACUCUUGAUGCCAACGUUCAACGGAGACGACAUCAUGUUCCCGAUUGACGGUCCACUCGGAAGAAAUGGUCCAUCGCUGGAGCAAACUCUCCAGUGUGAUCAAGGCUUGUCGGAUUGGAGAUCGUGCUCGGAGCAUCAGCUUCUGCUCUCCGACCAACGUCAUUGGCUCGAGAAGUUGGCUCUUUUGGUGCCGGAGAAGGUCGUCUGGACGCGUAUGGUUCAGAUGAUUCAGGGAGGUGGAAUCGACGAGCAGAUCGAGGGAGCAGGAGGCAACGAUGGAUUCUUUGAUGAACCUCCAUCUCCACCACUGGAGAAUCCGUUCCAUCGCCAAACUUGCACUGUUCCAUCCAACACCAACAUCCACAAUGAUCAUGGUCCUGGCCAAGCACCUCCGGAUCCAUACCAACCUCAUGGUCAUCCAGCCCAUCACAUUCCGAAUCCCCAUCAACUUCACCACCAGCACCGUCGCCGCUAUUCUUCGCCAAGACGCUUCCACGGCAACCAUCAGCCGAGACGUAAUCCAUCGUCGACUCGUCUUGUGAUUCGCUACGGAUCCUCACCGCCUGAGGUGGUUGGUCGUGGUGGAGUGGAUGGAGGUGGACAUCAGCAGCAGCAUCAGCAUCAGCGUCGGACUUCGAAGCACUCGGCGACUACGGAUUCGGUUGAGUCGACUGCUAGUACACAGUCGGGAGAGAGAACUGAGAGCUCCACUCAAUCCAUAGAAGCCGACGAGGAUAUUGCUCGCGAGCUCGACGCUCAACUCAUUGAAGAAGCCCGCCGUGAGACUGAAAAACGUGUGAAAGAAGAGGCGGACCAGAGAAAGAAGGACGAGUUGCUCGCCAAAUUGUCGCAGAUUUUUGGAUACGCAAAGUCGAUUCGUGUCAUGAAGAAGUACCCAAAGAUGUUGACCCUCUCACUUCUUGUCGAAAAAUGCAUGCAAGAGAGUGAUGAAGCCGGAGAUGGAGGAGAGUUUUCGGAUGUUUGGGCUUGUGUCGCCGAGGAGAUUCGGGCUCUGCCGACUCCGACUCCGACUCUGACUCCGACUCCGGAGCUCGUUGAGGAUUUGAUUGACUUUUCCGAUGAACCAUUGAUCCCGUCUGUUGAGAUGAGCGGCCGCCGUGAACAGGAGACGAGAAAUAAGGAAUCGAUACUCGUGGAUUUAAUGUUUUGAAUUAUUGACUUUUUUUGUGUCUAGAGAAUAAUUGGAUUUUAUUUGUGUAUUUGUGAAAUGUAAAUGUAUUGGGUUUUGAUCGAUUAUUUAUGAUAAACUUUAUGAAGUGA